AUGGCGUGGCAAGCAUCCGGCGCAUGGAACAAGAAGUCUGUGCCCAAGGCGAGCAACCACGACUCGACCUUUCCUGGCCUCAAGCCUACGACGAAUCCGGAUGCAACGACAAAGUUUCAAUAUGAAGAGCUGCAGCAGAACGAGCUGCUGGCCCUCGAAGCCAUCUAUGGGGAUGAUUUCGUGAAGCACAGUGAUGCGCACGGAGCGUGGGAGAAGACGGAACCUUCAUUCGAUAUACGGAUUAAGGCAUCCACCGACAUUGACUUUGCCAUAACUGUUGGGUUUGUCAUGACGGCCACGUAUCCCAAAACCCCACCGCUUCUGACUGUCAAAGACCUCGACGGCCUACGCGAAUCUACACAGUUCAAGAUCCAGAAGUUUGUGGACACCGAACCUCGAGAAUUUGCCAAAGAUGAACAAGAAAUGGUCGACAGGAUUGUCGAGGGCAUUCGCGACAUCCUCGAAGAUGCUGCCCAAGUCAAGGCAUCCGGGAACCAGCUGCCUUCCCUCGAGGAAGAGCGAGAACGACACGAAGCCAAACUAGCUGAAAAGGCGCGGCGUCAGAAAGAAGACGAAGAGCGCAAGAAGAUGGAAGAAACCAAAGAGGAGGAGCGCGUCAUGUCUGAAAUGCUUCGGCAACAGAUUGACAGACAAAGACAAAAGGCAAAGGAAUCAAGGUUAAGUCGACGAUCUAAUGGACUAGAAGGCUUACCAAGCGACAACUCUGCUGCCUCUAUUGAGCAAAUCGAUUUCGAUGAGUUUUGCCAUGUCACGAAUAAAGAGGGUAAUAUCCUCAGCUUCAAAUCGGUUACGGGUAGAUGUGAUCCGCGAGAGGGCAAGGUCACUGUGGUGUACACUGUCCGGCCGGUUCUGGGCAAUGGCCAAGGUGACCAAACCUUAGCACUAAAGGAAGCUAUCUUGCGACCCAACGGAAAAGGGAUGGACCCCAAGGAGUUCAAAAAGCAGCUGCAGUCCGUCGAGUCCAGGCUCCAGGAGCUGAAGAACACCAAGUCAAUUCAUCACAACCGUUUAGUCGAUAUUUUGGAUUUCAAGGUCGAAGGUGCGAAAUCGGACGAUGCGACAGCGUCAAAUAUCUGGACCAUUAGAAUAUUGAUGCCAAUGGCUGCAAAGGGCUCGCUUGAGGAGCUGCUGGAGCUGGCAGGUCAUCUCGAGCUCGGCAAAGUUCGGUCUUGGACUCGAGAUUUGUUGGAUGCCUUGAACUUCUUGCAUUCAAAGAGCAUUGCCCACCAAGAUAUCCACGCGAGUAACGUACUUUUGUUUCGAGAGUCGACGGGCGAGUUUGUCCCCAAGCUGUCUGAUUGCUGGUACCAGCGAGAAAUUCAUAAUGCCAGCACCUCAAAGCCGGGUCUCCCGGGACUCACCUCGGCAAAGUCAGCAUAUUGGUUACCGCCUGAGAUCGCUGGUCAAUCCAAGCCACAGUACUCAUACAAGACUGAUAUAUGGGAAUUUGGCAUUGUAUUUACGCAAAUGAUCUUUGGUCUCAACGUUCUGCAAAAGUAUUCCUCGCCGCGAAACUUGAUGCAGGAGCUCACACUGUCACAACCGCUCGAGGAACUAGUCAGUCGAUUUUUUAAAGAAGACAAACAAAAGCGACCUCGGCCGUUCGAACUUGGUUCAAGUGAAUUUCUGGCCACUGACGCACCAGUCUUCGCAGAGUCCGGUUCGUCCGGGACACCGUCGGCGACGCCGUCUUUGACAUCACUGCAUGUCGUUCCAGCGAGACUUAGGCGAGACUCCAUGAGUCGUGGCGCAGUGGUCUCCAGAUAUACUGAGGACUUCGUGGAAGAGGGUCGCCUUGGCAAAGGUGGCUUCGGAGAAGUUGUAAAAGCCCGCAAGAAACUUGAUGGCCAAAUUUAUGCUAUCAAAAAAGUCACCCAGCGAUCUCAUGCCAGUUUGACUGAGAUUCUAAAGGAGGUACGGUUGCUAUCACAACUAAGUCAUCCAGCUGUGGUUCGCUACUACAACACCUGGGUCGAAGAAGUCCCUGACGCCACUGAUACCGAAGGAGACACAUCUACUGAAGGCUACACUGAGGAGGCGGAACAAACGGUCUCUGGUGGUAUUGACAUCCAGUGUGCGACUAGCACGGGUGGCCUUGACUUCAUGUCAUCUAAUGCCGCCAUCGAGUUUGGAUAUGACGAUGACAGUGAUGACAAUGCCAUCGAGGACGACUCUGACGACGAUAGCUCUAUUGACGCAGACCAGGCGGGGAAUGAUGCCAUUUCGCCCAGCAAGGAACGUGCAGGACAAGUGUUGAGACGUGCACGGGAACACCAUGCCUUUCGAACUAUUCUCUAUAUCUCCAUGGAAUAUUGCGAAAAGCGAACACUUCGGGACUUGAUUUCACGCAACCUGUACAAGGACACGACUGAGAUUUGGAGGCUGUUUCGACAGAUAUUGGAAGGCAUGUCACACAUCCAUGCCCUUGGCAUCGUGCAUCGGGAUUUGAAGCCUGAGAAUAUUUUCAUUGGCAGUAGUCUUGAGGGAGUCGAUCAUGUCAAAAUUGGCGAUUUUGGCCUAGCCACUAGCGGACAAUUUUCGGUCGAUAAAGUCGUCGCCGAUAGCCUUGAGAACGACAGCAUGACUCGAAGCAUAGGCACUGCUUACUACGCGGCUCCAGAAGUUCGAUCCGCCGGCAAUGGACUUUACAGCGCCAAAGUUGAUAUGUACUCGCUAGGCAUAAUAUUCUUCGAAAUGUGCUAUCACCACAUGGUUGGCAUGGAAAAAGCAGAUAUUAUUGGAAAACUACGACGAACAAAGCCGGAGCUGCCGGUAGAUUUCAAGCCAGCUGAGCGCAAACAGACAGAUAUCGUCUUGUCGCUGGUCAAUCACAAUCCCAAGGAGAGGCCAUCGAGUGCUGAUUUGUUGAAGAGCGGCAAACUUCCCGUGCAGAUGGAGAGUGAAACUAUUCGACGAACUCUUGCCGGUCUGGCCGAUCCCAGCUCGCCGUACUAUAGCAAGAUGCUGUCGACGCUAUUUGCACGACCUUGUGAUGCGGCCAAAGAUUAUGCUUGGGACAUGCUAGGCACUCAGACCAGCGCCAGCGAGCUCCUGAAUCAGGGUGUGGUCCGCAGCACCCUGAUUUCCAUCUUUCGACGGCAUGGAGCACUGGAAAUGCCUCGGACCACAAUAUACCCCCGCUCAAGUCACUAUGGUGAGAAUGUCGUUCAAGUAAUGGAUCCCAAUGGGACGGUUUUGCAGCUUCCUUUUGAUUUGACCAUGGGCAAUGCCAGGAUGAUUGCAAAACAGUCCGGCGGUCCCGUGUUGCAGCGAUCGUUCAACUUUAAUAACGUGUACCGUGAUAGGCUAGACACAGGCCAGCCGUACAUGUUUGGAGAGGUCGACUUUGACAUCAUCACCACCGAUACCCUUGACCUCGCUCUUAAGGAAGCAGAAGUGUUGAAGGUGCUCGACGAAAUUGUUCAGGCGUUUCCGUCAUUGUCAAAUUCCCAGAUGUGCUUCCAAGUCGGCCAUUCAGAUCUUCUUCAACUCAUCUUUGACCACUGUGGAGUCGAGUCUUCGUGUAGACGACAGGCCGCUGAGGCGCUGAGCAAACUCCAUGUCUAUGGGCACACCUGGCAGAAGGUUAGAGCGGAACUGCGAUCCACCGCCGUGGGCGUGUCAGCCACGAGCGUGGACGAACUCCAGCGAUUCGACUUUCGAGACACCCCCAACAAGGUAAUUUCGAAGCUCAAGGUCCUAUUUGAGGGCAGUGAUUUGUAUCAAAGGGCGGUGUCAACCAUGGCCCACCUCAAAGAAGUUGCAGAGUACUGCAAACGAUUUGGCGUGCUCAGCAAAUUUUACGUUACCCCCCUCAACAGUUUAAGAGAAAAUUUCUUCAUGGGUGGAAUCAUGUUUUCCUGCGUCUAUGACAGGAAGACAAGGGACGUGUUUGCGGCAGGUGGCCGAUACGACCACCUCAUCAAAGAGCAACGCCCGAAAAUUGGCGGCAACAUUGAAGAGAGGCACGCCGUUGGGUUUAGUCUUGCCUGGGAACGCUUGGCUCGUGUUCCUAAGAAAAGCGGAAGCAAGACGUUCCUGAAGAAGCAGGAGUCGGAUGUCAAGACGAUGUUUACUGGCAGACGAUGCGAUGUUCUAGUUGCUUCAUUCGACGCCGCUAUUCUUCGAUCUACCGGUAUCGAAGUUCUCCAGCUCCUUUGGGAUCAUGACGUCAGUGCAGAAAUGGCCAAAGACGCUCGAUCUCCCGAAGACUUGUUAUCUAAGCACAGGGACGAGAACUACUCGUGGAUCAUUGUCAUCAAGCCUGAAUCGAUGCUCAAGAUAAAAACCAUGAGUCGAAAAGACGUUCAAGAUGUGGACAUUCCUCUUGGCCAGCUAAUGGCCUGGCUUCGGCCCGAACUCAAGGAACGCGAUUCCCGCGCUCUCGCCAAACUCAGAGGGAACGUGUCGCACGGCGGCGAAACGAGUGGCACCCAAAACAGCGACCGGAACCAAGAUCAGGACGUCAAGGUUCUCGUUGCCGGUACCAAGAGCAAGAAGUUCAAUCGCAGAACCGUGGUGGAUCAAGCCCAAGCCAGCGCUAGUAACUUGAUGCGAAGCUACCUGGACGGGCCGAUCCUGGCCAUCGAGACUACUGACCAGGUUAUGGAUCUUCUCAGGGAAACAAAGCUAUCUGAGCACGAUAGCUGGAAGAGUAUGGAACAUGCAGUGACCAUGACGGAGAAGAAGUAUGUCCGCGAACUUCACGCCCAGCUCGACACUUGGCGAUCGACGUAUGAGAGGCAGAACAACUCUAAGCACGCAUUCAUAUACAACUUUCGCACCGGUACCUGUGUGUACUAUGAUUUAAGUGCGUAA
Metarhizium album ARSEF 1941 is the source of this 4839-nucleotide messenger RNA. Its product is annotated as Serine/threonine-protein kinase, GCN2. The record is from RefSeq and is a predicted model, not a curated record. Gene Ontology annotation, biological process: DNA damage checkpoint signaling; regulation of translational initiation by eIF2 alpha phosphorylation. Bases 1 to 4839 code for a protein of 1612 amino acids. Gene Ontology annotation, molecular function: eukaryotic translation initiation factor 2alpha kinase activity; protein binding; ATP binding. The transcript is spliced from 6 exons. Lineage: Eukaryota; Fungi; Ascomycota; Sordariomycetes; Hypocreales; Clavicipitaceae.